AUGCUCAUCGCCGGAGAUGGACGUCCAAAGUACCCGCGGCCCCCUUCUCGUGUGCCGGAAGAUGACCUAGCUUUCGCCUGCGGCGAGGGCCCCGGAAGUGAGUCCAGCAAAGACUCGGUCCAGCUGGCGCUUCAGGAGAGGCAAGCUCGUGGGCUCCAGCCGCUCGAGCCGUGCAUGGUCAUGUUUUGCGGCCACAUGUUCUGCGAACCAUGCGCCCUCCUCCUCGGCGAGAACACUGUUGGAGGAACCGCAGAGUGCCCCUUGUGCAAAAAGGAUUUGCGCCGUCCCUUGUGCGAUCGGGACGAGCACCCACACCUGGCGAUGAUCCCCUUUCCUGCCACGAGCGCAGCUCUCCGAGGCUUCCCGCGGACAUUGACGGAAGGGGGCCGGCUGCCUCCGGUUUGCGUGUGGUGUUUUGCAAACCUGCUCACGGACGGUCUUCUCAGAAGGUACCAGACUGCCCCUGGCGAUGCUGCCAGAUGCCCGAUCGAAGCCGUGAUGUACUGGGCGGGACCUGGGGAGUCUUCUGUUGUUUCCACACCGCUUGAUCCCGAGCUUGGUAAAUGGCAAUCCGAGCUGGAUGGGCUUCAGCUGGAGUUUCUGGACUUUGCUGGAGCUGACUGGGCUGGCGACCGGGUUUACCUGCCUGGGUUUAAAAUGCUACUCCGAGUGGCGAUGAAACGACGGGGCGCCAUUUCUGAAUAA
This is a messenger RNA of Verticillium alfalfae VaMs.102, 705 nucleotides long. RefSeq lists its product as hypothetical. The transcript has a single exon. Lineage: Eukaryota; Fungi; Ascomycota; Sordariomycetes; Glomerellales; Plectosphaerellaceae. The coding region runs from base 1 to 705 and encodes 234 amino acids. The record is from RefSeq and is a predicted model, not a curated record.